This is a messenger RNA of Linum tenue, 840 nucleotides long. NCBI's taxonomy places the organism in Eukaryota, Viridiplantae, Streptophyta, Magnoliopsida, Malpighiales, Linaceae. The record is from the annotation of a GenBank genome assembly.
UCCGAUUCGAUAUGCCACCUCCAUCACCACAAUCACCUGCACCUUGAUCAAGGACAAUCCCAACUCCAACCACUUAGUCUCCCAACCACAGCGUGUCAGCAGAGCUCCACCGGUAAUCCCUCUCACCGCCAACGACCCCGGUUUGAAGUCAACAUGGUCCCACCGUGGAUGGGUUGCAAACAGGAUGUGCUACCGUGCUCUUCUCCCUCGCCAAGGCUGCCGUCGGUGCAGCUAGCGUGCACAUUUGGCUCGAGCCAGUGCUCGCGGGGUACAUGGGUUACAUCCUGGCUGAUCUUGGCUCGGGAGUGUACCACUGGGGCAUUGACAACUACGGCGAUGCAUCGACGCCAGGGUUCGGUUCUCAAAUCGAGGCCUUCCAGGGUCACCACAAGUGGCCAUGGACGAUUACCAGGCGCGAAUUCGCCAACAACCUGCACUCCCUGGCUCGUGUCGUGGCGUUCUCAGUGCUUCCUGUGGAGCUGGUGUGCAGUGACCCUGUUGUGCUUGGCUUUGUGGGGAUGUUCUCCGGGUGCAUUAUGUUCAGCCAGCAGUUUCACGCUUGGGCUCAUAGUACGAAAAAGCAAGCUGCCGGCAGCGGUGGUGGCAUUGCAGGAUGCUGGAGUUCUGGUGUCCAGGGGGCAGCACGCUGAUCACCACCGACCGCCGUACAACAACAACUACUGUAUAGUGAGUGGGAUAUGGAAUGACUUGCUGGACAGGAAUAAGGUGUUCGAGGUGUUGGAGAUGGUGGUUUACUUCAAGCUAGGGGUGAAACCUAGGUCCUGGAGUGACCCCAACUCUGCCUGGACAGAAGACGAGGAUGCCGAGAUCACAAUCUGA